Molecule: messenger RNA, 750 nt
Organism: Armigeres subalbatus
Lineage: Eukaryota; Metazoa; Arthropoda; Insecta; Diptera; Culicidae
Gene: RpL35A
Product: large ribosomal subunit protein eL33
Exons: 3
Coding region: 160-684 (174 amino acids)
Biological process (GO): cytoplasmic translation; ribosomal large subunit biogenesis
Cellular component (GO): cytosolic large ribosomal subunit; ribosome
Molecular function (GO): structural constituent of ribosome
Source: RefSeq, a predicted model, not a curated record
AGCAACACCAUGCAUUGACGAAGUACUAGAUUCCGUCUGACAGUCUCCUCCGACGGAAGUGACCGAAACAGGCUUCGAAUUUGACAGUUCGAACCUUUUCUCUCUCUUUUUCCGGCAUCGUGUAUGCUAGUGGACACAUUUCGUUUGAGCUAGAUCACAAUGGCCGAUACAGCUAAGAAACCAGCCCCCAAGAAGGCAGUCGGCAAGGUCGCCAAGACCGCCGCUCCAGCCCCAGUUGGACCCAAGGGUGUGAAGAAGUCGCAAACCAAGGAAGCUAUCCUGGCCCGUACUCAUAAGCCAAAGGGACAGCGCGUUGCCAAGCCUGCUCUGCCUUACCAGAAGAAGAGCUAUGGUCGCCUGUGGGCAAAGGCCGUCUUCACCGGAUACAAGCGUGGGCUGCGAAACCAGCACGAAAGUCAUGCCAUCUUGAAGGUGGAAGGAUGCCGCAACCGCAAGAACGCUCUGUUCUACAUCGGCAAACGGUGCGUCUAUGUGUACCGUGGAAAGGCCAAGCUCAACGCUCCGGGAGCCGCGGUAAAGAAGACCAACAUCCGCGCUAUCUGGGGCAAGAUCACUCGCUCGCACGGUAACACCGGAAGCGUGAGGGCUCGCUUCAAGACCAACCUGCCUGGACACGCCAUGGGACACCGCAUCCGGAUCAUGCUGUACCCAUCCCGAAUUUAAGAUAAGACGAACUUACUGUGUAAAUUUGCAAAAAUAAAAGAAAUGAGGGGAUAAUUCUAGCAAAAA